CAACCCUGGCCAUCAGCAGCAGCGUCUGACGGCUGCAUCCUGUGCUGUAACACGCCGACUCUAUCCUCCUACCCUGCCUCAUCUGCACCUGACAUCCCAGCUGACUGCAGGCGCCUUUUGUGUCUCCACGGGGACCAUUGUGUUUCUCUCUUUUGGAGAAAAAGCAACACCAUGGACAUGAUGGGUAACAAAGAGCAGCGAGGCGUGAAUUUCAAGCGCUUGCUGAAGAGGAAUUGGCUUCUAAUUGCUACGGUUAUAUCAGUGCUGCUCGGGAUCAGUUUGGGUGUUGUGGUCAGAGAGUAUGCAUCACUCUCCCAUCUCGACAAGCAGUAUUUUGGCUUCCCAGGAGAGAUCCUAAUGAGAAUGCUUAAGCUGGUUAUUCUUCCCCUCAUCAUUUCAAGCAUGAUAACAGGUGUCGCAGCCCUGGACUCAGAGGUAUCGGGGAAAAUAGGUCUGCGAGCUGUUAUUUAUUAUUUCUCAACAACCAUCAUAGCAGUUAUUCUUGGAAUUAUCCUGGUGAUGACGAUCAAACCAGGUGUUUCUCAGGCAGCGGACCACAUUGACCGAUCCGGGACCACGCCCAAUGUCACAACAGUCGACACCCUCCUCGACCUCAUCAGAAACAUGUUUCCAGAAAACCUGGUGCAGGCUUGUUUUCAGCAGUACAAGACCAAGCGCAAAGACUUGGAACCUCCGAAAGUUUCAACCAACACCACCACCAUUCCUCCUCUGACAACUGCCAUCAUGACAGCGGUGGAGAAUAUAACGAAGGAAUAUACAAUCAUCGGGACGUAUUCAGAUGGGAUCAACGUGUUGGGCCUGAUCGUGUUCUGUGUAGCGUUCGGCCUCGUCAUUGGGAAAAUGGGGGAAAAGGGACGCAUCCUCCUGGAGUUUUUUGACGCACUGAAUGAAGCCACAAUGAAACUGGUCCAGAUCAUUAUGUGCUACAUGCCAAUUGGAAUCCUGUUCCUAAUUGCUGCUAAGAUCAUCGAAGUAGAAGACUGGGAGAUCUUCAGGAAGAUGGGUCUUUAUAUGGUGACGGUGCUGAGUGGUCUAGCCAUCCAUGCAACCGUCUGUUUGCCACUGAUCUUCUUCAUCAUUGUAAGGAAGAACCCGUUUACGUUCACACUGGGAAUGGCUCAGGCCCUGGUCACAGCCCUCAUGAUCUCAUCCAGCUCUGCCACACUGCCUGUAACCUUCCGUUGUGCCGAGGAGAAUAAUCGCAUCGACAAGCGGAUCACCCGCUUCGUUCUCCCAGUGGGUGCCACCAUUAACAUGGACGGUACAGCACUCUAUGAGGCUGUGGCUGCAAUAUUUAUCGCUCAGCUGAAUGACUAUGCUCUGGAUGUGGGCCAGAUUGUUACCAUCAGUAUAACAGCCACAGUGGCCAGUAUUGGAGCAGCAGGAGUCCCUAACGCUGGACUUGUUACCAUGGUGAUAGUGUUAACCGCUGUUGGAUUACCAGCUAGUGAUGUCACUCUGAUAGUUGCUGUGGACUGGCUGCUGGAUCGCUUCCGUACUAUGAUUAACGUGCUUGGUGAUGCUUACGGAGCUGGCAUCGUCCAGAAGCUAUCCAAGAGGGAACUGGAAAGGAUGGAUCUGAUAUCAGAUGUGGAUGUCGCCAACCCCUUCGCUCUAGAAGCUACUUUGGAUGAUGAAGAAUGUGAGAAGAAAUCCUAUGUCAACGGAGGCUUCACUGUGGACAAGACAGAUGCAAUCUCCUUCACUGAAACCUCCCAGUUUUAGCCUCUGGCUGGCUCAGAGGAGCAAGAAAGUGCCAUACUGCUAUAGAAGCAAACCUUUCAUCAUGUGUCAGCACCAUGACGAGAGUCAACCCACUCAAGCUCAGACAUCAGCAAUAGCAGCCUUCAUGAAGCUUUUGCAAGAUGACCACCCUUCUUGUUGGACAUUUACAACCAACACUAGACAAAAAGUGCUUCCUUCUUACACUGAAAUUGUGCCAAGAUUAAGAAAAGUCAGUUUUCUUCUUAAUAAAAGUGUUCUUUCUUGCAAAGAUGCACUUAAAAAUGGCUGUGCGUGUGGGUGCAUGAGAACAUGUUUUUGUUUGUGUCUGAGGUGUGUGUAUAUACUUUGCAAAAAAGAAAACUAUUAAUUUAUCACUAGUAAUCAAAUCAAUAAGCUAUAUUUUACAGUUCAUCCCUACUCUAGUUGCUCUUAAAAUUAGGCAAAAAUAAUGUUUUCGGUGUGGCUGUUGUUGAAUGUCACUGUUCCACAAUGCACUGCUUGUAUAAAUACCUUUAUAUGUAAACUGUUCUAAACAUAUGAAGAUUUUUGUUUUAUUGAGUUGCAUGAAGCAAUAUGUUAAAGAGUGCUGGCUGCGACCUGACUUUUUUAAUGGAGACUUCACAAAGACUGAAGAUAAUUUAAUGAAAGCCUCUGAAGUCAUUGUACACUGUGAAAUCUGAGGACAUUUUUAACAAAACCAAAUCACUGACAUUGAUUGAUGGACUGUGUGUACGCAAAAUGAAGACGGUACAGUAUCUAAGUUGUACCUUUUACAACAGUACAGUUUUAAAUGUCUGCUAAUGGGUUUGUGUGUCUAUAAUUACAUAAUUGUAUGUUUUCUUUUUAAGCGCAAUGUUGCUACUAUAUUUUUAGCAUUGUAUGGCAUAGAGACGUGCUCUUGAACUAAUACAAAUUCAGCUACACAAUAGAUGCAUGGCAAGCAGCCAUUUAACAUAUUUAAUUUAACAAGUUACAGGCCUUUUUUAAAUAAUUAAAACACGACGUGAAAACCUUAACACAUUUAGUAAAGUAUUGUGACUUUACUUAUACUUCUACAUAAUUUUGUACAUGUUCUAUGCUUUUGAAGACUGAGAUGAGGAAAGUGAUAAGGACUGUUAGACUAGCUUAACAUUGAGGAUGAUGACAGGGUCAGCAGCUUACCUAGCCUUGUUCUAACAACACAUUUUAAGCCACUAUAUGUAAAUUUCUACAGCAACAAAAUUAUUUGUGGUUUUAAAAGAAUGGUGUAGCUAUUCCCUGAAAGCAGAUCAUCUAUGGUAGGCUACCCAGUGUUUUCAAUCAAUGUUAUAAGCUAAUUGCCUUCACACUGAACUACAGCGUCCGUUUAGUCUUCUCAUAAAACUCAGAAAGUAGAUUAAUUGAUUUUUUUUUCCUGAUAGUAUUCUCUAAAAAGCUGUACACAGACUGUACACAAUUAAUGGAAGGAAGAGCUGUGAAGUCACUCAUUGGUUUCUGAUCUGCCUAUAUGAAGCCAUUAAACCGUCACCAUGAUGGGUUUUUUGAGGCGGAAGUGACCAUAUUUGGAUAAAAGGGGCAGGAGUUGCAGGAGCUUCAGUAGUCGGGGAAUUUGUGACGGGUUAUGGGUGAGCUAAUGCUAAAUGCUAGCUUCUGUUUUAGAAAAAAAUAGGUUUUAUUAAAUAAACAAACUCCGAAAGACAGAAUCUGCAGGCGAGAGACCUGUCAAUCAACGCUGAUACGGCAGACAUUAAAGCUUCUAUUUCACCUAAUAUCUGAUUAAAGCAUGAAAAUGUUUGAGUGACAAUAUAGUCCUUAAAAUGUCUUCAACACAAUUUGACAGAGCUGAAAAACUGACUGGACUUAAAGCUUGGUUUUACCAAAAUGUUUACAUAAGGAACUUUGGGUUUAAAGAGUCACAUGGCAAUCCAGAAGAAUAUAAAGCACAUACAUGCACCCAGUAUAUUAAUUAUAUUUUAAACUUAACUUGUCAAAACCUGCAGAAACCCUGAAAAAGGUAUGACAGGCUGCAUUCAGAGACAGAGUCACAUUCCACAGGCUCUUACUGGAUAGCUGCACUGCCACAACAUAACAAAACACAGAGAUUAAAAAGGCUUAAGAGUGGUUUACACUUCUGUGUCAAAGGCUAGUUCAUGGGUGCCUGUCUAAAAUGUAAUUGAAAAUUGAGGCUGAAGCUGGUAUACUUCAUAGGCGUAAAAUUUCAGUUCCAAAAAAUUCCCUAAAAGUCUUUUUAACAGGCAACUAUAUGGUUAUUAAAGACAGUAUAACAGUCAUUAAAGGGAACAUAUUGCAUCAACUUUAACACAAAGGUCUCAAAUCUCCACAGAAUGUGUUUGUAAAGUUUCAGCUGAAAAUGUCUCACCAAAAUUCCUUUUUUUUUCCCUUCGUUUUUUUUCUAAGUGAGCUGCUGUGUUACUUCCCUGUCUGUGCCAUGGAUACCAUCAUGUCACCAUAUCACUAGGGUGCCAGGAGUGUUUUGGUGGUCCUGGAAGAUUAACUUAGGGUGGUAACUGUAUAGUUUUGACAUCACAAAUACAAAGAAAUCAAACAGCCUUUUUUUCAGACUCAGUUAUCUGUAACUUUCUCUCUUGGGUGACUGUUUUGGUCAUUGAAUGUUAGACAUAUAAUCAAAAAAGACCCCUUACUUAUCACAAUAUGUCCCCUUUAAUGACAUGCAGCAAUGUAACUGAAGCACUGGAGAGAUAAAACUGUCCAACAGCCUUUGGAAUCAAUGAUUAUUGAUGCUUUGAUGGCAAUACCACAAAUGUUUGCACUUAAUUCUCCCUGGCUGCACUUGCUUCUAUGUGCCAUUUUUGCUCUUACUUAUGUUUGUUUGUGUCUAUAAGUAAAAGCUGUUUAUUUGGCUUUGUGCAGCGUCUGCAUAUCCUGAUGCUGCCACGGCUACAGUUGGUCAGGAAAUGCUGAAAUACAGUAGUCAUCUUGAAAAGACAUGACGAGCUACCAGCCAUGGUAUUAUGAACUUGUUUUUUUCAAUAUUAAUGCUUUUCAUAUAAAAUUGAAAAAUGCAAUGACUGCUGAUUCCAAAAUUGAUAAUCACUGUCAUUAUCAUUUUAUAGAAGAAUUCCAGAUGCAUUUUCCUGUCCAAACUCACAAAUGUCUGAGCCAGAUAUAAGCAUAUCAACUUUCCACAACCUGAUUACAAUCCCCUUUCCCAUCAUAACCUCAGUGUGGACAACAAAUAAUACAUCCUUCAAACAAAUGUGUAGACAUACAGUAACUCGAUCGGUUAUUAGAAGACAGUCACCAGCUUCGACUUAACUCAUUUCUGUCAUCGAGCGCAGUAAUUCACAUGAGAAACACUUGUGAGAAUUUAACAGAUUGAUGUGAUGUACUGUUCUUUAAGCAACAGCUCAUGUGCCAACGCCUAAUGACAUUAGUAAUACUAGAAUAGAAAUUUAAUGUUAGCAAAUGAUAUUAUAUCUUUAAAAUCCUAAAAUGCUAUUUUCAGUGGUCUAGCUUGUGAGAAAAUGCUUGUAAAAUUAUUUUUCUGCUUGGUGUAAUAUACCAAUCUUAAAGCAACAACUAUCGUGACAAUGCAAUGCUCAUAUAAAGGCAUUCAACAUAGAAAAUGAGUUACUUAUCUUGCAAAUGAGCUGAGUAUUGUGCAGAUUUUUUGACUGUAAAUGUCUCUAUACUGCCAAAUGGGCUAUUUUUGAAAUGACACAUGGGUGAAUAAAGCUUGUUUGUAUUUCUAUAUCGACCACAGAUACCAUGCUGAUAAAUCAUAUGAAUCAGGUUGUAUUUUACAUUUCAAAAGCACACUUAAAUGUCAUCAACCCUUAUUCUGUAUAGACAACUACUGUGUGCAACAUUAUGUGUUACAGCAACCUAAUAAAAAUGACUGCUCAUUGUU
Molecule: messenger RNA, 5617 nt
Organism: Sphaeramia orbicularis (orbiculate cardinalfish)
Lineage: Eukaryota; Metazoa; Chordata; Actinopteri; Kurtiformes; Apogonidae
Gene: slc1a1
Product: solute carrier family 1 member 1
Exons: 12
Coding region: 172-1746 (524 amino acids)
Biological process (GO): L-glutamate transmembrane transport
Cellular component (GO): plasma membrane
Molecular function (GO): L-cysteine transmembrane transporter activity; L-glutamate transmembrane transporter activity; glutamate:sodium symporter activity
Source: RefSeq, a predicted model, not a curated record